UCCUACAAAAGCCCACACCAGAUCACCCGAAACCUCCGAGAAAUUAAGCACUUAUCUCACCUACAACUAUUUUCUCAUCCACCGGAUGACCUAACCCAUCUCUCUCUCUCUCUCUCUCUCUCUCUCUCUCUAUUCUCCCCUUUUCAAACAAACAAACAAACAAACUCCGACGACGAUACCACCACCCCUCCCCUCUCUACCUCGCAACAUGUCUAAAAAUCCCACCUUUAUUAGUGGUUUAUCCUCCCUCGGAUAACCCGACCCCCACCUCUUCUCCCUCUCUCCGAUACGUGUCUACCUCCCAAUGCCUAAGAAUCUCGUCGUCUUCUUCUUCUCGCUGCUCCUCUCCGUCGCCGCCCAGCGAGAUGAGUUCGUGUACACCGGCUUCGGCAGCGGCAGCGGCGGCGCCAAUGGCGGCGGAGCGAACAUGAGCUUGAACGGCAUAGCGGAGAUCGAGGAUAGCGGGAUCCUGAGGCUAACCAAUGAGACGACCCGCCUCAUCGGCCACGCCUUCUAUCCGACGUCCCUCCGCUUCAAGAACGGCACGGACGGCGCCGUGUUCUCCUUCUCCACGGCGUUCGCCUUCGCCAUCGUGCCCGAGUACCCGAAGCUCGGGGGCCACGGCCUCGCCUUCACCAUAGCGACCUCCAAGGAGCUCGCGGGGGCGCUUCCGAGCCAGUACCUGGGGCUCCUCAACGCGAGCGACGUGGGCAACGCCACCAACCACGUCUUCGCCGUCGAGUUCGACACCGUCCAGGACUUCGAGUUCGGGGACAUCAACGACAACCACGUCGGCAUCGACCUCAACAACCUCGCCUCCAACGCCUCCGCCGCCGCCGCCUACUACGACGGCGACGGCGGGACGAAGAGCGACCUCAACCUCAAGAGCGGCGACACGAUCCAGGGAUGGGUCGACUACGACGGCGCCCGCAAGAUGCUGUACGUGGCCAUCUCCCCGUCCUCGACCAAGCCCAGCAAGCCCCUCCUCGCAUUCCCCGUGGACCUCGCCCCCAUACUGGAGGAGCGCAUGUACGCGGGCUUCUCCGCCUCCACGGGGUUGCUCGCGAGCUCCCAUUACCUGAUGGGGUGGAGCUUCAAGAUGAACGGCGCCGCCCAGUCGCUGGACCUGUCCUCGCUCCCCUCGCUCCCCCGCAGCAAGAAGAAGAACACCACCUUCAUCCUCGCCACCUCCUUCUCCGCCUUCGUCCUCCUCGUGGGCGCGGCCGCCGCGGGGGCCUACCUCUUCUACAAGGUGAAGAACGCGGACGUCGUCGAGCCGUGGGAGCUCUGCUACGGGCCCCACAGGUACUCCUACAAGGAGCUCAAGCGCGCCACGAGGGGGUUCAGGGACAAGCAGCUCCUGGGGUUCGGCGGGUUCGGGAAGGUGUACAAGGGGACGCUCCCCGGGUCGGGCGCGGGCGCGGGCGCGGAGGUGGCGGUGAAGCGGGUGUCGCACGAGUCGCGGCAGGGGAUCCGCGAGUUCGUGGCGGAGAUCGCGACCAUCGGGCGCCUCCGCCACCGCAACCUCGUCCAGCUCCAGGGCUGGUGCCGGCGCCGCGGCGACCUCCUCCUCGUCUACGACUACAUGCCCAACGGGAGCCUCGACAAGUACCUCUUCUGCGACGGCACGGAGGAGGACGAGGAGACCCAGAAGCGCGGCGGCGUGGGGGGGCGGCGGCGGCGCCUGCUGACGUGGGCGGAGCGGUUCCGGAUCCUGCGCGGGGUGGCGUCGGCGCUGCUCUACCUCCACGAGGAGUGGGAGCACGUGGUGGUCCACCGCGACGUGAAGGCGAGCAACGUGCUCCUCGACGCGGACCUCAACGGGCGCCUCGGCGACUUCGGCCUCGCCAAGCUCUACGAGCACGGGGCCAACCCGAGCACGACGCGCGUCGUGGGCACGCUCGGGUACCUGGCGCCCGAGAUGACCCGCACGGGGCGCGCCACCACCGCGUCCGACGUGUUCGCCUUCGGGGCGCUGGCGCUCGAGGCCGCGUGCGGGCGCCGCCCCAUCGACCCCAAGGCGGCGCCCGAGGAGCUCAUCCUCGUGGAGUGGGUCUGGGAGCGCUGGGCCGCGGGGAGGUGGGCGGAGACGGUGGACGCGCGGCUGGGCGGGGACUACGACCGGGACGAGGCCAUGGUCGCGAUCAAGGUGGGGCUCAUGUGCUCCCACCCCGCCGCGGCGGCGCGCCCCACCAUGAGGGAGGUGGUGCGCUACCUCGACGGCGGCGACGCGGCCGAGAUGCCGGAGAUUCGGAGCCCGCCGCCGCCGGGGUACGAGGGGGCCGGGAAGGGCCACGAGGGAUUCGACGACUUCGUCCACUCCUACCCCUCCUCCUCCUUCGAGAAGCUCUCCGCGUCCGCGAGCCCCGUCGCCGUGGGCGUGGGCGUGGGCGUGGGCGAGAGGGCCGCGGUGGGCCCCAUGGGGUACUCGCCCCUGGCCCAGUCGCAGCCGCACUCGGACGUGACUGCGUGAGGCACGUGUCUGAGGAGGUGCCCACCUGUCGACCCUGCCAGCUGGGGCCCAUCCAUCGCCCGCCCACAGGAAUACAGGAUCAUUCGUUCGUUUCCCACUCCCCAGAAUACAGAUGGGCAGUUUUUUAUUAAAAGAUUAUAUAUCGGCCCAAUGGGCCUAAUCAUUGUUCGGCGGGACCUACAGCUUAUGCUGAGCAUCAAGUAUAAAUCGAUGACAAUUGCUGCUGUAAUUACCGUAUCAUCACUUCCUUUUUAACUUUAUUUUGCGAGUGACGAAGCUAUUGUAAGUGUGAAUAAGCUUGUGCAUGUGCCUAAAGAUUCCGUGUCUUUUUAUUUUAAGUUUUCUUCUUCUUCUUC
Ananas comosus (pineapple) is the source of this 2829-nucleotide messenger RNA. RefSeq names its product L-type lectin-domain containing receptor kinase S.4-like. The transcript has a single exon. Gene Ontology annotation, cellular component: plasma membrane. Lineage: Eukaryota; Viridiplantae; Streptophyta; Magnoliopsida; Poales; Bromeliaceae. The coding region runs from base 305 to 2473 and encodes 722 amino acids. The record is from RefSeq and is a predicted model, not a curated record. Gene Ontology annotation, biological process: protein phosphorylation. Gene Ontology annotation, molecular function: protein kinase activity; carbohydrate binding; ATP binding.